This is a messenger RNA of Chelmon rostratus (copperband butterflyfish), 6453 nucleotides long. RefSeq names its product ubiquitin domain containing 1b (gene ubtd1b). Lineage: Eukaryota; Metazoa; Chordata; Actinopteri; Chaetodontiformes; Chaetodontidae. Bases 666 to 1403 code for a protein of 245 amino acids. The record is from RefSeq and is a predicted model, not a curated record. Gene Ontology annotation, molecular function: protein binding. The transcript has 4 exons.
CAGCGGAGAGGGAAGUCACGUUCGGGGGAUUUAAAGAAAAACAAACUGGAGACAACGACAAAGAAUUGAAGCGGUAGAACAAGGCCUGUGAGAAAGUCUGACUAUCCUCUGUGUUGGGAAGAAAGUCAGUGUGCAGGGAUUGGCCACGAGUGCGCGGAAGUUUGUGUUUACUGAUGUUGUGGUAGCUAGCUGGUUGGCCCUGUUAGCUUGUUAGCGAGGAAGGUGCGCGCUGGUCGGACUGCUGGAUAUCAACAUUUACAACUAGCCAAACUUAACAGACACGUUGCUGGUUACAUCCUCUCAUUUAAAAACUGUUUGGCAGAUGUUGCGGCGACUUGCUGGUCUGGCUGUCAAACUCUUGUAACGGUAGUUUCGGGCCACAAGCUUUGAAUCUUGUGGGGUCGCGUCAAACGCAAACAGCGCUCAUACAUAAAGAGAGAAAACGCACUUUAAGCCACGUUCUUACUGUUAUAGAUCUACUCGUGGCUAUCUAACAUCCGAGCUUCCCCUCGUCGCCGCUACGGAUGACCUAUCAGAUCGAUCAGUCUCGCAACGUUGGACCCGCGACCCGUCCUCCACAUCGGACCUAGUUCAUCGUCUUCGGUCGCGAUGGGCCCCUUGUUCAGCUAGUACGACGCGUGGAAACAAUCUGCAGCUCUCUAACCAUGGGAGGAUGUGUGGGGAGAUACUGGGAAGGCUGGGAGGACUCACAGAGCCGAGGCUCGUCCAGGAACGGUGGACGAGGAGGACGGAACGAGCCUCUGAAGAAAGACCGUCCCAAGUGGAAGAGCGACUAUCCGAUGACAGAGGGCCAGCUGCGGAGCAAGCGGGACGAGUUCUGGGACACGGCGCCGGCCUUCGAGGGCCGCAAGGAGAUCUGGGACGCCCUGAAAGCUGCCGCUGUGGCCCUGGAGUGUAACGACCACGAGCUGGCCCAGGCUAUAGUGGAUGGAGCCAGUAUCACCCUGCCACAUGGUACUCUCGCAGAGUGUUACGACGAACUGGGGAACCGCUACCAGCUGCCCGUCUACUGCCUGGCUCCACCAGUCAACCUCAUCUCAGAGCGCAGCGACGAGGACCCCAGCGACAGCCCCGAACCCCCUGUAGCACCCAAGAAGGAAUUCCAGCUCAAGGUACGGCUCUCCACGGGCAAGGACCUGCGCCUUAGCGCCAGCAUGGCCGACACCAUCGGGCAACUAAAGAAGCAGCUGCAGGCCCAGCACGACAUCGACGCCACCCACCAGCGCUGGUUCUUCUCCGGGAAGCUGCUGACAGACAAGACGCGGCUGCAAGACACCAAGAUCCAGAAGGACUUUGUCAUCCAGGUCAUCGUCAAUCCGCAGGCGCUCCAAGCCCCCAAGCUGUCUCCCACCACCGCCGCCUCCUUGCCUGCAUCUGAAUAAUUGAGGACACAGAGGACGGAUGGAGGGGUGGUGCAGUGGGUCACGAGGAGGCUGACUCACACUAAAGGACCAGAAGUUCUUCCUAUUGCUGGAUGACUGUAGCUUUUUGAGAACAGCUACUGGUAUCGAAAUAAAAUGGAACUACGGUGGUACAAAACUACUUUGGAGCAAAAAUACGAGGGGGAAACUCAAAAGUGCUGCUUUCUUUCAUCUACCAUGUGUCAUUGUAUUUGCUGGGACUGCUGGGUUGUUAUCUAAGUGAAUCCAGUCACCACACUAACUCUGCACAUCUUCGUCCACAAGUUCUUUGAACCAUCUUGAAUAAAAGCAGAACUUAAAAUGCUGGCGUGCAGCCUUUCAACCACAUACAGAGUGUGCACAUCGCGCUGCACAUGCAGGCUCUGCAUCUGCCCUCGUGUCUGCACUAAUGCUAACUAAGUGCCAAUGGAAGAAAUGCCGAGGCGUUUGUGUUGGUUCUAAAGCACAUUUCAACUAUGACUCCAUGGACUCUGCACUGCAACCCUUUCUCCUCCGCAGAAACGGGAGGAGCCGGCGGAGAACGAGAUACUGAACAUUUCCUUUCUUUUUUUCCCCCCUUAUUUCUUUUAUUGAGGAAAUAAUGUAAACUGAGCUUUUUUGCACAUUUGGAGAUUAUUACUAUACUUUUGUGGUAGUUUGUGUGCCUUCUACAAGACAAAACAAAAAAGGGUUAAUGUCCUGAAUGACGCUAGUUUUACUGCUAGGCUAAGAUUUCUGUAUUUUUUUAGAUUCAGGAAAUCUUAGGUCAAUCCAAGCUAUAACUGCUGCCUUUUUUUUAACGAUUUCAGAAUUUCAUCUUGCAGACAAACACCUGGUGUAUGCAUGCGUGCGUGCAUGUGUGUGUGUAUGCGUGUAUGCGUGCGUGCGUGCAUGUGUGUGUGUAUGCGUGUAUGCGUGCGUGUGUGCAUGUAUUGGCCCAUAUGAUAUAUUUCAGUACGACGUAGCUCACAAGACUGUUUACCCGGUGUAUAAAUCAUAGCUUUUCAGUCAGUCACAUCAUAUUAUCUGGGGAGGGAGGAAUUCCCAUGCAAAAAUGAUGGUCUUAACAUUUUAGCAUUAUUGACCACUUAAUACCCCUUGACCAGUAGGGGUCAGCAACGCCGCCCUGAUAUAGUCAGUUGCGUAGGGCUGGUUGUCCGUUUUUUCCACCACCUGAUGAAUGUAAAUCCAGUAUUCACUCGCCUUUUAUGCUUGAUGUGGUCCAGUACCUUCAAAGGAAAAUAUCUGUCCCAUUUGAUCGCUCGAUGUUUGGCUUUCGUCACCAGCAUAGCUAGGAGUCUAUAUGGAGCGGUGAAUAGAAGCAAUGAGCUGGAGGCCGCAAAAAGCUUUAGACUUUGGUGUUAAAUCGGCAGUAUCCAGCUGCAUUGUGGGAAAUAUAAGAGCCAGUUUUUUGGAGCUUGACCCCAUAUAAGGGACUAAAAGUUUUCGGCCUCGACUGCUUCUAUUUUCUUCAUUGUUUCUUUAAAUCUCUCUCUCACAUGUCCUCACAAGUUAAUGGAAGUUAAGUUUGUUUUAUUUGACCUGGACAUAACAACAGCAUUGGGACAGCACAUACGAUUAGCACAAGCACCAGGUGCACUGCACUGUUUGUAGUGAAAGGCUGAUUUUACAACAUCUGUCCACAAGAGGCUUUUUUAGAAGUUAAAACAGAAAGAAGAGAAGAAAAUAAAGACGGGUACUAAAACAAUACAGGUAUACAACAAUAAAAUGAUACAAAUGCAGGUGUGUCUGUACAGAGGUAUGAGAGCAGUGCUGCUUCUCUUUUAGCCAAUAAAAACACUGAAAUUGCUGGAGCGCCGGUGUCUCAAACAUGUAGCCAUCUAAAAAUAAGCUUUCGAAACUGAACUGAACAGUGGUGCCACCUCAUGGGUUUUCUGUCCGUCAUCUUUAUCGUCCGGAUAUGUAGCGACGUGAUUGUGACCAGGAUGUGCUGCAGUACGUUAGGUGUGAGGACAGCUGAUCCUUUCCGAUGAGCCUGAAUCAGUUCAGAUUGAACUUCUCGCAAAUAUACCGAGGGGACAGAAACAUGUCGGCCACAAACACAUUUGACUUGAGUUUCUGCUGGACGUUGAAGUUCCUGUUAGGCCAGUAGGAACACUGUGGCUACAUUCACACUGCAGCUCAAAUCGCAAACUUUAGUUAUUGUGUCUUUUGAGGGCUCCUCUCAGUUUAGUGCAUAUAUAUAUGUGGAGGCAAUCAAAGCUGGAAUGAAUUUGUAUCAGUAACUGAAGACCUUCAGAAAUUAAACCACUGCUGAAUGCUUUUGUUAAAUACCACUGAUUUUAUAGCACUGGAUCAUUUGAAAACAAUCUAAAUGGUUUGGAUUACCCUGUUUCAUGUUUCUACUAAAGUCAUUCAAAGUUUUGACAUUUUGAAGAUGUGCAGUGUUUCGGGGGGAGCGGGCUUUCACACAUCCAGAUACAUAGAAUACAGGGGUUUUUUUUCUUAUUCAUGCUAGCAGCGUGGCUCUGUUGGGUGAUCAGUGGUCCAGACUGAAAGAUCUGUGUCAAACAUUUGAUGGAUUUGAUCACUUUGGUGAUCCAUCAUCACAUCCAGUAUAUCCAAGUACUUUGGUUUAUGAGCAGAUACUUGUAAACUAAUGCCACCCCCAUCAGCCUCAGCUGUACUUAAUGUUAGUACAAAUUAGCUCAUUUUUAAUGCUAAAAGCUAAGAUGGUGAAAAGAAACUCUAUACCUGCGGAACAUCAGCAGGUUGAUGUCAUCAAUGUGAACAUGUUAGCAAGCAGACGUUAGCAUUUAGCUCACAGCUUCGCUCUGCAGAGCUGCUGGCAUGCCUUGUUAAAUCUGCAAAAUGACAAAUUGAAUUUCUUGAAUAUUUAUUUUAAAUAUUGAACACUAUUUUUUUUAUCUCGCUAUAUGUCUGUCAUUGUGAACCCUUUAUAAAGUACACGAAUAAAAAUCACAUUUUUGAAACUGUACAACUUGAACUCACUGCUAGAUAUUUCAAAACUUGAGGGGAAUUCAAACCUGACGAGGAGAGGCAAAGAUACAAAAAUGCCUUUGCUGUGCCUCCUUCCAUCGCUGUGACUUCCAGGUCAUGCUCGUGUCACAUUUGGGUUACAUCCCAGAAUAGAUAUUCAGGCAGGUCAGGGUUGAGAAUGGAGACCUGCUUUGUGAAUGUAGCCUGUAUUGAAUGUGUGAGUGUGAGUGUGUGUGUGUUUUCAUGGCAGAAUACUUACUAUAUAGUAUUUUUUUGUUUUUUUCCGACCUACUAGCCUGUAGCCCGACAUGCAUCGUUUUCAUUCACCGCUCCUGAUGGAGGGAAUAAAACUGCACCAUCAGUGUGAAGCCUAACUGAGCCACAGCUCACCACAUCAAGAAAAAAAGAGAGUUUCAUCUUCUUCUCUAUCCAGUCUCAGAUAAUCACCCUUUUUGGUUAUUUCCAGGUGUUUUUUUUGUUGCCUUUCUUUUACCAAUGGUUCUUCUGGGGAUGUUUCUUAAUGUAUGCAAACUUGAAUAAGCAUUUUGUUCUGUAUGUGCAAUACAAUAGACAUAGACCUCAUAUCAUUUUUGUUUUGUUCUUCUCACUACAGACUUCAUGGAGCACCAGCUACAAGUAUUGUUAAAGAAAUGUCAGCCCAGGUACAAGCCUGCUAUCAUCUGAUGCCUCUUUUCAGCUGUUUCAAAUGUUUGUCACUUUGAGAUUGUAUUCUAAGCUGUCGUCUCGACCCCUCACAUGGGCUCUCACCUUUUCACAGAGUAAAUAUUGAAACAUUAAAAAUGCCUACACAACUUGUCCCUCCUGGUGUCCGUUUACGUCUCAGGUGUGAAGGUUAGCGUGUCACUGAGCCUCGGGCUGGGGGGGGGAAAGCUCUGCCGACGACUUCAUCGAUAGCGUCUCCUGUUACGGCGUCCUUGCUGAAGUGAGCCGUGGGUGGGUGUGUGUCUUCUGACUAACGUGUCCCUGUGCCUGUCCUGAGUUUGAACUCACUAACAAGCCGUGGCCAUUGUUUCACGUUGAACUACAAGGUACAACAUAUUAGUACAAUGGAAAAGGGUUAAGGGAACUUCCUCUAGUUGGAACCUGCAGAGAAGUCCAGAAGGAACCCCUUCAUAGAAAGCUGUAGCAUUUACCAAAAGAAGUAGCCAGAUGCAUAUUCUCCGCCAGUUAAACACAGUCUGCACAGUCCUUAGAGGGGGUCUGAUCAGGCAAGACCCUCACCUGUGUGGGUCUGCAGGGCCUUUAGAAGUCCACUCCAUAACACAGCCUUGAAAUUCACUAGUUUGUUCUAAUGGAAUGUGCAAUAAAUGCUCGUCUCCAGCCUGAGUGCACAUCAGAGACUUCUACAUCUGCUUAUGAUUGGUGAUCAACAAGGUCGCAGUGCUGGUCAGAUUCCCUUUCAGCAUAUCACACUGAAAAUCCGACUCAGACACAGACGUUCAACCUCCAGUUAAUAGUUAAUAAGAAAGAUCAUUUUCUUCCCUGAAGUGUUUUCUCAUCCUACUUAUUCAUUUGUCAACCUUGUACGUUAAGGAUAUGUUAUAUUCCAGACACUCGUGCUGGAUAAGUCCCAGUUUGAGCCCCCUGAUGCCAAAAGUUGGACCUCUCUUUUUAAUUAAAACUAAAGGAACUUUUUUAAGAGUCCCAAUUUCAGGCAUUUGGAGAAAUAGGAGGCAUCUCUGACCACAUCUUCCUCAAUUUUGGUCACAUGUAACAGGCUGCCCACGUGUCGUCAAGCACAUGUUUUUUAUGGUACACAGAGGGAAGUGAAGUUGCAUUUAAAGUUGGUUAUUAAGCUGGUUAUACAAGCCAUAACACUCCAGGAAUGUUUAUUUUAAACUUAUGUAAGAUACAAUAGCACUCCAUGCAUCCUUUCUCUGCUUUAAAACUCAAAAGAGGGCACUGCAGUUAAAUAAAGCUGUCACACAAAUACAGCCAUACAGCACUGAGAGGAGAGAAAUCUCAUGUGUUUUUCAGGUGUUCCCUCACAAUGUGUCUGUACUCAGUCCAAACAAAAAUGACAAACUCAAGUCAUCACAAUCAUGAGUGA